AGUCUUCGAAAACAGUCUCACAGCUACUACAAUGGACCUUGGUAUGAUCAUAGACCUGAUACAGCUGGCAAUAAUGGUCCUGAUUCUAAUACUCUGCCUUACAUCAAUAUUACAAAGAAGAAAGCUGUUUCCAAGCUCGGCUGUAAUUCAAAUGGAUGAACAUGGCGAUAGUCUAGUUCUCAUGUUAUAUCCCAAACGACAAAACAAAAAUGCUGAGGUACAGCUUCACAAAGCCAACUGUUUGUGUGGAUGCAGUGGACAGACAACUUUACUCUACGAGUCAUUAAACACCAGAGCUGCAACUCCAAAGUAUAGAAAACUAAUUAAAAGCAAAGUCAGUAAAGCCAGUAUAAAUUCAUAUGAAGAUACUGAACCUGAGACCUGAAUUUACUGUGCUUACAUUUUCCCAGUAUGCAUUCAGAUUUUUACCAGCAUUGUUGCUAAUCAUUCAAGCCUUAUAUAUACAUUUUCACAAUCUAUCUGUAAUGUUCACAUUUUAAUCAAGAAUAAGAUUAGUUUAGUUUCUAAAAUUUUGGAAAAAAGAUUAUCUAUAUACAAAUACUAGUACUUAUGUACUAUUAAAGCGCUUUAUUGGGAAAUCCACCUCUGGUACUGUUUCAGUAAUUAGACUUAUGAUAUGAAGUUAUAUUGGAAUUUAAUAUUUUUAUUUUACAUUUGCACAUUUUAAAAUUAUAUAAAAAUAUGAAAUUGCCAACUAUUUUUGUGUAUGUACAUUAUUUAGUCCAUCAUAUUGAACAUUAAUUCAUGUUGUGUAUAUUCAAUGUUUUUGACUAUUCAUUAAUCGAUAAUUUUCUGUUUCCAAAGAUCCUUAAACACAGCAGGUAAACAUACGAUAAGUUUUAAGUAUCUUAAAAGUAUUUGAAUUGCUAAUUAUUGCUAAUUCAAUUUAUAAAGUG
This is a messenger RNA of Saccostrea cuccullata (small rock oyster), 917 nucleotides long. RefSeq lists its product as uncharacterized. The record is from RefSeq and is a predicted model, not a curated record. Lineage: Eukaryota; Metazoa; Mollusca; Bivalvia; Ostreida; Ostreidae. The transcript is spliced from 2 exons. Bases 32 to 385 code for a protein of 117 amino acids.